UGUUUCCUUUCAGGCUGAUGUUACUUCCAGUCAGUGGACGGUGAAGAGAGAGCAAUGACUUUUGCCUUUCCUGCCACCUUCUCUCUGGGUGAUUCUUUAGGAAAAGCAGGAGGAUAGGAUUUUCAGAUGAGAAGACGGGCAUCUCAGUCAGCUUCACCACAGACACAACCGUUCAUGGGCUGAAGAACAAGGACAGAAGAGAUCUGGACUGGUGGCUUAUACUAUGUACUGGAUGAAGAGGCGCAGAAUCUCAUGCUGAACCUAAAGAAAACCUCGGCGCUAACUAUGUGUCAUCUGUAAGUCAGCCUCAAGCUGCAGACUGGUAUCCCCAGCCACAGGCACACAGCAUUUCCUCUCGGCGUUCCUGCUGAGCACAAACUGGAUGGAGACAAAAUACAUGUUUUGUUGACUCGAAAACCCUUCGGGAUUCGUCAUACCAUGGAUUACAGAUUUUCACGUUUAAAGAGAUUUGGACUCAAUAAGGAACUUUUUUAAAGUAUAAUCUCAAACUUGAUGGAAGAAAAAUGAUGGAGCAGCCGAUCAAAGAUAUACUUUUGGGGUCUCCAAAGUCUUCAGACCCUAUGAUGAUCGAGAAACGUGCCAAUGACUGUGUGAUUACAACUAUUCCAAGAGUCAAUGAGACCCAACUGACUGCAGCAACAGGCGGAGCAGAGCUGUCUUGCUACCGUUGCACUAUCCCUUUCGGAGUGGUUAUACUAAUAGCAGGCAUUGUGGUCACAGCGGUGGCGUAUAGUUUUAAUUCUCAUGGAUCCAUUAUCUCUGUGUUUGGGCUGGUCCUACUCUCUUCCGGACUUCUUCUGGUGUGCUCCAGUGCGCUGUGCUGGAAAAUUAGGCAACGGAAAAAAAGAGCUAAAAGGAGAGAGAGUCAGACUGCAUUGGUGGCAAACCAAAGGAGUUUAUUUGCCUAAGGGUGAAAGACAUCUCAAAGAUGUGGACUGCAACCAGUCUGAAGAAGCUGGAUCGACUGGAGAUUGUUGAAACCAUCGAGCUAUGGCAUGUAGUUGAGCAUUAAGCUGAGGUCAUGACCAGUACGAUAGGGUUCAUUUUUAAUGUUUGUGGCCUGCCCAGCUCUACAGUUCCUUCAUUUGUUCCAUACAGGUUGGAUAUAACAAAGAAGUCUGAUUAUAACAGCAAUAUUCAUCUGGUUGGUUCAAGUUGUGAGAAGUGCAACCAUUUUGCUUCGCAGCCAGAGCCGCAAUGUUAAGGUUAUGUACAUAUUUGCAUUUUGCUAGUUGUAUCCAGAGCUCUGUUCACCAGUGACCUCCCCGACGGGAAUAUUUCUUACCCAGUGGUUCUCCACCCUUGCGCAAAAAGUAGGACACACCUUGAGGGCACUCCUGAUGCGAUUGCACGUAGCCUUAGUUUACGUUGUUUUUUUAGGCCAGUUGUGUUAAGUCAUUUUUAAUGUAGAUGAUAGUAGUAAAAGAACAGUCAUCGUGUUUUCUCUAGAGGUAAGUGAAUCGAUUCUACACAAAUCUGGUUUCUUACAAAUUUCCCAAUAGAUUCUAAUUCAAAAUGGCUGCCAGCAUUUUACAGAUCAGAAGACAGAGAAGAAAGCAUCUACCACUAAAAAUGGAUCAUAUUUGGACUGUUUUUUAAACUGGUUGCUUGUUACCACCGGUUACUCUACGUUUACCCACACUCAUAUCUUGCUGUCACUCUGACAUAACUAAUACGGUCUUAGCGAUAAACAGCUUGAAAGGCAUUGGAGACAGUCCUAGGAGACUCCAGAAUGUGAUUCGGGGCAACUGGGACACUUUCAAUGUAGGUUGAAUUUAUUCGGACUGAAAUGAAUCUCACAUCUGAUUCUAGUAAAUUGGAUGUAGAGCGAAUUUUGGGAAAUCCGCUCAUCGCUAGUUGCCUCCUCUGUUGUAACUCAAGCUUCAUCAAACUGAAGUCAACAAGGGGAGCCGCACAUGAAUAAUGUAAUAAUAGCUAUAAAGAUGAUGUUAGAAGCCUAUGAGAUGCAUCAUUACAUUAAUUUUGACUUCUCAUGUUUAAUUUGCACAAAAUACACUUGCAGACACUAGAAUAAAGUAAACCUAGAGUGAUACAGGCGUGUAGAUAUACAGAAUAUAUUACCAAUGAGGUAAGUGCGGGCUACAGACUAUGAGGCUUUAGUCAUAUGUAAAACGUUAGUCUGAUAUGAUAAAAACUAUACAAAAUGUAAAAUCAAACCAUGCAUAGAACAGACAUAUUAGGUUACUAAUAGUAUCUAUCAUAUUUUAGAGCCUCAAUUUAUCUGUGUUUGUGUUUUGUCUUAUGAAAUUUUCAUAUUUUGGUUUCUUUUUUAUUAAUGUUCCUAUUACAAAUAUUUAAAACAUAACACUCAGGUUUUAGGUGACCACUUCAAGAGGUUGGCCCAUCUUAGAUAUUGAUGGCACAUCGCUAGGAUGAACCACCAAUGUCAGAUAGGUGGAAUCUGCACUUAUCUCUAGAACAUGGCCUCCAAAGUAGAGGAGAGUGCACCACGCAUGCGUGAUGUGCUCUUUAUCCACUUCGAUGGGAGUAAAAAAAAAAACUAAGCUAGAGCGCUUAACAGUUUCCAGAACUCCUAUAGAAGUGCACCACCUCUCUGUUCACCUCUAUGGGAGUUCCAGAAAUAGACAAGCGCUUGUCUCUUUUCAGAAUUACCUUAGAAGUGAAUGGACGGUGGCCACGCUUUCACGGUGCACUCUCCUUCACUUUGAGGGCCCAUAGUAGACAUAGGUGUGGGUCCCACUGAUAUUAGUGGCCUAUCCAAGAAAUAUGCCACCAAUGUGUGAGAUGGGCCAACUGCUUUAACUUUUUUGAAAAAGUUGAUGACCUUGCAGCAUCAUCAUGCUGUAUACACCAUGGAAGAAACACGUUGGACCCAUAUUUAAUUUUGCUUCCACAUUUUUGAAUCUGCAACAAAAAAUGUCCACACUCAGAAACGCAAAGUCAGCCCAACUAGCCAUUUUCUUUAAGACUCGCUGUCUGUGUAUUGUGUAUGGGUGGUACCGACUCUUGUCCAUUCCCUAAAAGAUGAUGUCUGAGAAAGGAGGAUCAGGCAUAUUAUACUUUUUAACAUGCCCAAUCGUUUGUUCACAAAAGACAUACGUUGUCUUUAGAGGUGUCUGGCAGAAAUUGGAUCCCUUCUUCCCAUUGAAGUCACAUGCCUAUGUAUGGGAGAGUGAUAGGAGAUAGAAAGGAUGGGGGAGGAUGCUAGAUAGGCUCCUUCAGGCACCAGGACAUGGAUGGGUCUGGAACUUCUACAACCCCUGUAUUUACAGUAUGUCCCUGUUAAAUAACAAUAUUUACUUAAUUGGACUGACAUAAUACAUUAGCUGGCCAUGUACAUUAGAUUAACACCAUCAGAACCCGCCAAUUUUGGGGGACUGGCCAGUCCUCAAACUUUUGUGAAGCUGUUGGGCAUAUUUAAUUUCAGCAUGCAAGAUCCCUUAGUUCUUAGAGGAAGAUUAGUAUGGCAGCGGCUAACGCCCCUAUCUCCAUUGGCCAGUUUAUCACUCCCACUUUAUGUCACUACAAGUAAUAUGCAUUCAGAUAUAAUUCCUUCUCUACAGGAAGAUGUACAAUAGGCUCAUUACUGCUUUUCACGUAAUCAAAACGUUGUCUUUAAAAUUCAAUGAAGUGUUUGAAGCUGUAGCAAUUCCACGAGACUAAAAAUGCAGCAAAGUAAAAUCUAGUGUCUGUGACGCAGCUCUGAAGUCAAAUUCUGGAUGACAGUACUUCAUUGUGCUGCAGUGAAUGAUAUUGGUGGUACUUGUAGAUUUUUUUUUACUAUUGUAGUACUUACAGUGUAUUUAGAUGGCUGCUUGGAAUUAUUUGUCUAAAGUGCAAUUUAUACUUUAAUAUGUCACUUUUUGUAAAUUAAUGAUAAAUGUAUUCAACCUAGCACUUUUUGGUCUGUUUUUGUAUGAAAUAUGUUUUAUUAAAAAAAAAAUA
Molecule: messenger RNA, 3948 nt
Organism: Bufo gargarizans (Asiatic toad)
Lineage: Eukaryota; Metazoa; Chordata; Amphibia; Anura; Bufonidae
Gene: TMEM100
Product: transmembrane protein 100
Exons: 3
Coding region: 525-929 (134 amino acids)
Biological process (GO): cellular response to BMP stimulus
Source: RefSeq, a predicted model, not a curated record